Penicillium waksmanii is the source of this 999-nucleotide messenger RNA. Its product is annotated as rRNA 2'-O-methyltransferase fibrillarin family protein. Gene Ontology annotation, molecular function: RNA binding; rRNA methyltransferase activity; histone H2AQ104 methyltransferase activity. Gene Ontology annotation, biological process: rRNA methylation; box C/D sno(s)RNA 3'-end processing. Gene Ontology annotation, cellular component: box C/D methylation guide snoRNP complex; nucleolus; small-subunit processome. Lineage: Eukaryota; Fungi; Ascomycota; Eurotiomycetes; Eurotiales; Aspergillaceae. The transcript is spliced from 4 exons. The coding region runs from base 1 to 999 and encodes 332 amino acids. The record is from RefSeq and is a predicted model, not a curated record.
AUGGGUUUCGCUCCCCGAGGAGGUGGCCGUGGUGGCUUCGGUGGUGGUGACCGUGGAGGCCGCGGUGGACGUGGAGGAUUCGGUGGUGACCGUGGCGGUGGCCGCGGUGGACGAGGUGGAUUCGGCGCCCGUGGUGGUGGUGACCGUGGCGGUGGCCGUGGUGGCUUCGGUGGCCGUGGCGGCGGUCGUGGUGGUGAUCGUGGCCGCGGUGGCCGCGGUGGCAGAGGUGCGCCUCGUGGUGGCCGUGGUGGUGCCGCUGGCGCCCGUGGUGGUGCUAAGGUCGUCAUUGAGCCCCACCGUCACGCUGGUGUCUUCGUUGCCCGUGGUGGUAAGGAGGAUCUGCUCGUCACCAAGAACCUGACUCCCGGCGAGGCUGUUUACGGCGAGAAGCGCAUCUCCGUCGAGGGCCCUGCUGGUGAGGAUGGUGCUGUCACCAAGAUCGAGUACCGUGUGUGGAACCCCUUCCGUUCCAAGUUGGCUGCCGGUAUCCUCGGUGGUCUGGACAACAUCUACAUGAAGCCUGGAAUGAAGGUCCUUUACAUUGGUGGUGCCAGUGGUACCUCCGUCUCUCACGUUGCCGAUAUUGUCGGCCCUACCGGUAACGUUUACGCCGUUGAGUUCUCUCACCGUUCCGGUCGUGACUUGAUCGGCAUGGCCACACACCGCACAAAUGUGAUUCCUAUUGUUGAGGAUGCCCGUCAUCCCCUCCGCUACCGCAUGUUGGUCCCUAUGGUUGAUGUUAUCUUCGCUGAUGUUGCCCAACCGGAUCAAGCCCGUAUUGUUGGCCUCAACGCCCACAUGUUCCUCAAGGACCAGGGUGGUGUUCUGAUCUCCAUCAAGGCCAGCUGUAUCGACAGUACCGCUGCCGCUGAUGUUGUCUUCUCCCGCGAGGUCCAGAAGAUGCGUGAGGAGAAGGUUAAGCCCAAGGAGCAGCUGACUCUUGAGCCCUUCGAGCGUGAUCACUGUAUCGUCGGUGGUGUCUACACUCGCUCUUCAUAA